AUGAAGGGCAAUACAUCCUUCCACCUGCUGCUUGCGGUAGUGUUUGCCGUCUAUGUAACGGCUGUUUUUGGUCAGGCGGGUGGGAAUAGCACUGUCCCCGCCUCCAGCAACGAUACCCAAGCGUUUGUGAACGGAACAAACGGAAAUGGAACUUGGGUUCCUCCUCCAGAUGGGAACGCAACGUCUCCUUUUGGAAAUGGAACUUACCCACCAUUAAUGGGCGGAAACGGAACCUAUCCGCCAGGUAAUGGAACGUAUCCACCACCGAUGAACGGAAAUGGAACGUAUCCGCCAGGAAAUGGAACUUAUCCACCACCAAUGGACGGAAACGAAACAUAUCCGUCAGGUAAUGGAACAUACCCACCACCGAUGAACGGGAAUGGAACGUAUCCGCAAAACAAUGGAACAUACAUGUACGGGAACGGAACGUACUGUGCUCCCGGAAACGAAACAUGCUAUCCUCCAGGGAACGGAACUUACCCACCUCCUUAUAAUGGCAACGGAACGUACUGUUCUCCUGGAAACGGAACGUGCUAUCCUCCAGGAAAUGGAACUUACCCACCACCAAUGGACGGCAAUGGAACGUACUGUUCUCCUGGAAACGGAACGUGCUAUCCUCCAGGAAAUGGAACUUACCCACCACCAAUGGACGGCAAUGGAACGUACUGUCCGCCAGGAAACGAAAAAUGCUAUCCUCCAGGAAAUGGAACUUACCCGCCACCAAUGGACGGCAAUGGAACGUACUGUUCUCCUGGAAACGGAACGUGCUAUCCUCCAGGAAAUGGAACCUACCCACCACCUUAUAAUGGCAAUGGAACGUCCUGUCCGCUAGGAAACGGAAUGUGCUAUCCUUCAGGGAACGGAACUUACCCACCACCUUAUAAUGGCAAUGGAACCUACUAUCCCGGCAACUGGACCUAUUACCCCCCCAUGAACGGCGAUGGUCCGAAUCCACCCAUGAACGGUAACUGGUCUUACUUGCCGCCAGGUCCCGGCUUUACUGGCCCCUUCGGUUACCCCUUGUACCCAGUUUACAACGUCGAAUACAACGGAAUGUCCUACGAUGUGACAUGGGUGUCCGUGUACCCACCCGCUCAACCGGGAACAUACGCUCCGCCAUAUCCAUAUCCCAUUUGGUCUAUUGCCGAUGGGUCCAAGAACAGAACAUGGUAUCCACUACCUUACCCGUUCCCUUGCCCGUCCAGCGGGAACAGGACUGAAGGUUAUGCACCAACGUCCUCGUAUCCGCCAAAGUACCCACAGAGUUCUUAUCCACCCAUGUACUCUGAGACAAAGCCACCGCUCUCUGGAAGUCCUCCAUCAAUGUCUGGGAACUACCCUAGUCAAACGGCUGUACCUCCCAUGUCUGGAACCUGGACUGCAUCGCCUCCUCCUUUCAAUUCGGGAUUGCCCUCGCCGGGAUACAGUUCGUUCGGACCCUCAUCUGGUGCUGGACCCGUGUCAAGCUGGAAUGGUCCGUCAUUUGCCCCUAGUUCGGUCGGCCCUGCGCCUUCUGGAGCUCCGUCCAGCUGGAAUGGUCCUUCGUUUGCUCCCAGCUCGGUUGGCCCUGCGUCUCCUUCUGGAGCUCCGUCCAGCUGGAGUGGUCCUUCGUUUGCUCCCAGCUCGGUCGGCCCCGCGCCUUCUGGAUCUCCAUCCAGCUGGAACGGUCCCUCGUCAGUACCCUCAGGAAGCCCUUCUCCUGCUCCCAGCUCCUUCGACCAGUCUAGCUGGAAUGGUCCUUCGUCCGUGCCUAGCUCGGUCGGCCCCGCGCCUUCUGGAUCUCCGUCCAGCUGGAACGUUCCCUCGUCAGUACCCUCAGGAAGCCCUUCUCCUGCUCCCAGCUCGUUCGACCAGUCUAGCUGGAAUGGUCCUUCGUCCGUUCCUAGCUCGGUCGGCCCCGCGCCUUCUGGAGCUCCGUCCAGCUGGAACGUUCCCUCGUCAGUACCCUCAGGAAGCCCUUCUCCUGCUCCCAGCUCGUUCGACCAGUCUAGCUGGAGCGGCCCCUCGUCAGCUCCAUCGGGCAGUCCUUCGCCUGCUCCCAGCUCCUUCAGCCCAUCAUCCGCCCCGGACAGUAGCAACAGCAGUCCUUGGCCGUCGGCAACCCCGUCUCCUCCUGCCAGACGCAGAGUCCGCAGACAGGUGAUGGAAAACCAAUUCAACGCUUCCAGCCCUACUGGGUCCAACAAGACAGCUUUCCCUUACGAGGUUUGCUCUCCUACACCGCCAGGCUACAACGCAAGCGGUUGGGGUUACCCUACUCCUCUUCCGGCCACGGAAGCUAGCCAACACUCGCUGCCGUUCCCGGUCGAGUGGUUCCGCCACUUUGGCAUUGAACCACCACACUUUGACGAUGAAAUCUCUCCAAAGACAAUCUUCAAUGGUACCAGCCCGCUCGACGGCGUCUUUUGGCCAUGGGACAAGAAGAAUGGCAGUGGGAACGCUGGACCACCUUUCCCCUUCCCCCGUUUCCCGGACCAUCCUGAAUGGAACGUCACCUUCCGUGGGCCUUUCUGGCCAGAGUUCCCGAACAUGUCGGACGUGGAGAGCUCUACUGAAAAGCCCUGGCCAGAGUUCCCGUUCUUCCCGCUUCCAAACGGCAACAGGACAUGGCCCGUGCCCUUCUCCAUUCCAGUGUUCUGGCCAGAGGACCCUCAGCCUCCCGAAAUCGGCUUCCCCUGGGACAAGGUCAAUGGAACGCAGCCACCAUUCCCCAACGUGCCUUGGGACCCAAAAAAUAAUGCAUCGCUGCCUUCCUUCCCACACUUCCCCUGGGACCCCAACGGGAAUGGGUCGUUCCCAGAGAUUCCCGGCAUUCCUGGAUUCCCUGGCUUCCCGUGGGACCCCAAGAAGAAUGAGACCGGUACACCUGGAACACCCCAGGGCCCGAAACCCAACGUUACCAUCCCCGGUAUCCCUGGGUUUCCCGGAAGCGGUGGUGACAAGCCUUCGGGCGUUGUUCCAUCCCCAAGUCCGUCACCAUCUCCAGUCGUCCCGGUUAUAGACCCUUGUCCUGUGCCGCCCCGAAAGGCAUCCAUCGUCUUCUCUGGUUCAGCUCUCGUUGACCCUGCCUCCCGAGUCUUCAAACCCUCGGGAUCUGGUCAGGCCAACCUUGCGGUGGAGCCAUUCCAAUGCCAAUACGCCUACACUCUCAUCUACUGGAACGUUGACCUCGUAAGGAGUAGUACAGGCCCCAAUACCACAGAAGGAGCAGGAAAGCCAUCUUACUCGCUCAUGUACCCAUUGCCUCUCCAAACCUUGUCGGCCAGCGAACACACUGUAACAGCACAGGCAAUGUUUGUCGCCUACAAUGGACGACUCGUGGCAAACGUUACGACCGUGGCGUCUUUCAGCAUUAAGAAACCUUUGUCCAGGCCCCUAUUGAGCAACUUGAAUGGUACCGUAUCCGGAGCUGUGCCCCUCGUUCUCGAUGCAUCUGACACUGUCGACGGUAUCGAUCCGUGCUACUUUGUCAUGUUCAAGGGAUACGCAGCAUGGAAGAAAUGUUUGUCGCUCAACCCGGGUAGUGGCUCUAGUGUCGCUCAACCCGUUGUGGUCGUGUUCUCAUGUCAAAACCGAAUCGAGAAAACUCCCUGCCCUUUCAACCUGACCUCGACCACAACUGUUGACCAGAUACUGUCAGGACGUGACGUGACAAACACUACAUUUAGGGCGUUCGAAGUACGCCGUGAUGACGAGGAAGGUUUCUUGUAUAUUGGUACCGACACUCCCUACUUUACGAUCCCAGUUUCGUCCUUGAGGCCAGGUGAUUACAUAUUCAGGGUUUUCACCUUCCGCAGCGAGCAAGAGAGUCCUCCAAAGUCUCCACCUGUCAAUCUGAUGAUCGAGACAACAAAAUACUACGCAAAAGUCGCCCUGACCAUUAACGGAGUUGGAAGCACUUUUGUCGGUGGCUCCUCGGCCUAUAUCACAUCCAAUGUAGUGACCAACUCUCCUGAUUUGGUUUACAACUGGGCUUUGAUCGCCGGUAAUGGAGGCGAAGUGUCGCUUGCCAAGGUUACCAAGCCCGUCGGAAAGGGUGGUCUAAAAAUUGACUCUUCCCAACUUGAUGACGGCCAGUACACUGUCUAUCUCACUUUGACCGACUCUCACAACACAACUGCUACUGCUGCCACUACCUUCAGCGUUACCAAAACUCUUCCGCCAAUCAGUUCCUGCAGCAUUUCACCAUCUAAUGGUCAGGAGCUGACCACGCUCUUUACCGUUUCUUGCAGUGAUAUUUCAGUUGGAAGCUAUUAUUACAGUUACCGCAUUAAGGGUGUGGAAACCGGCAUUGCAUAUCCAGGUUCCUCAACCCAAUCCUUCCUCCUGCCCAGUGGCUUUGAAUCAGAUGGAUACAGGGUGGAAGUCCGCGUUCGCUCGUACAUUCCUGGAACGCUCUACAUCUCUGAUCCGUACACGUUGUACGUGAACGUCACAGCACAAACGAUCACGGACGACAACUUGAGUGACACGUACGUGAACCUGUUCUCCAGUGGAUCCAGCAGUUUGACGGUGGCCGCGAUGGAAUCCUUCACGAGCAAAUUGCUGGCUUCCAAUACUACGUCCGAGGCAGCAAAGAAUGCAACUGGCCAAGUGAUCCAAGCCCUUACAGGAACCAUUGAUGCAAGCACUGAGACGGCUGAAUCUGCAUCGUCAAAAACUGAAGCUCUCGCCAAGUUGCUGGACACUGGUGCUGUUGAUGACAGCUCAAAGGCCAACGUUGGAAAGGGUGUUGCGGUACUGGCUCAGGUGUUGGCCACAACCGGUGCAGAUCAAUCCACCCUUGAAAACCUUGCGUCUGCAGCUCUCGGAUCCGUUGUCAGUUCCGAUUCCGACUCAAGCUCUGGCGACACAUUUACGGAAACCAUGGGAUACGUCGGAGAUGCCUUGUCGAACACUCUAUCACCCGGUGAAAAUGCAACCAUUAGUGUUCAAGGAACGAGAUUGGAUGUCGUGUCUGCGACGAUUGAAUCUAUUCCGGAUAACAUUGGCGAGAAACCAUCCAACCCAGCAAGACGGUUGAGCAGGAGGGCCGCCGCUACGUCGUGUUCUGCGCAGGUCGGCGAGUCUCUUCAGCAGACGUUGAACGACACGGUCGGAGACACGCAGGUUGUGGUCAUCAAGUCCACUUGUGUUGGCAACAGCCCUUACCCAGUAACAGCUAAUGACACAAACGCGGGAUCAUCUACGUUGACGGCCGGAAUGCUCACUCUCAAAGUCAAUGUGGAUGGUGUUCCGUUCAACGAUACGCUCGAAAAGCCCAUUCGCAUUACCAUUCCAACGAGCUACACGUCCACCGCGAGUCUCCACAGGCGAUACGUGCAUGCCUUGACCAAACGGUCGACUACCACGUACACUGCCCACUGCGCCAAAUGGGAAUCGAGUACCUCGGCUUGGAACACAACUGCUUGUAGCACCCUUGACACCUCUACAGGAGGUUCCAGCACCACCUGUGACUGCACCUCACUAGGAUCCUAUUCGAUCGUGAUCAAGGCUGCCUCGACUCCUGACGGCCAGUCUCCCGGCGACACACCUGACUCUGGUAGCAGUGUCUCAAAGGGUGUCAUUGCAGGAGCGACAGUGGGCAGUGUUGUCGGUGUGGUCAUUGUCGCGGCGGGUAUUUGGUACUUUUUGCUCAAAAAGCCCGCUAAAAAUGUGGGUGCGCCGCAGCCAGAAAUGCAACAACAACAUUAGAAAAGUGUCUGAUAACAUGGUAAUGGUACAGUAGAAAGUCACUUGAUCAAAUAAAAUAUACAAGA
Molecule: messenger RNA, 5759 nt
Organism: Spizellomyces punctatus DAOM BR117
Lineage: Eukaryota; Fungi; Chytridiomycota; Chytridiomycetes; Spizellomycetales; Spizellomycetaceae
Exons: 4
Coding region: 1-5694 (1897 amino acids)
Source: RefSeq, a predicted model, not a curated record